AUGCUGGUGUUGGCCACUGCAAAGAGUUCACCAUUUGGCUGGAGGAAGGGAGCGGUCUCGUGUGGUGGGGGAACGGAAGUUACUUCUUCCAUGUCGCCAAGUUUGAAGGAAACCCCGACCGCAUCACCUGGUAUCCGCGGGACUCUUCGAAGCUACCCUUCAAGUGGAACGCCUUGGAUCCUGUGGAGGAGCCACGGUCCUACAACGGGUGGCGAGGUGAAUCUGGAUACCGCUACGACUACAAAGACCACAUCCAGGAUUCUCACGAGAAGUAUCCGUCCUGGAGAGAUGGAAGCAGGCGGUUCGGGAAAAGCUAUCAGAAAGCUGGCUGGGAAAGCGAGUGGACAGGGGAGAGGAGCCCGGCCCUCCAGGAAAGCGAACCAGAGCCUGAGGAGCUACCACUCCAGCGGCGCAAGCUGA
This is a messenger RNA of Symbiodinium sp. CCMP2592, 420 nucleotides long. The record is from the annotation of a GenBank genome assembly. Lineage: Eukaryota; Dinophyceae; Suessiales; Symbiodiniaceae.